AUGUACUUGUCACCCGAAUGCUUGAACGAUCUUAGAUACCGUGUCUUUUGGGAGAGUACUGAUGAGCCAUCGCUUAAUAAGUUUUUGAAUUAUCGAAUACACGCGGAAGAUUUGAAAGAUGAGGUGGCGGAACAUAAUCAAUACAUAGGAGAACUAAAUUCUAUUAGCAAAUAUUAUCCCGAAAUGUCUGAAAUUGGAAAAAAGGUGAAAAAAUUUAAGCAAGAUUUCAAGGAAAAGCUACGUGUUUGUGUAUUUGUAUAUGUAACACUUCACGAACUACUUUGCGGACUGCGUGUUCGUAGGGGAAAGACUGCGUGUUUGUCCAGAAGGAAUGAUAAAAACUCGCAACAGAUAAAUCAUUUUUGGGAUCUGCAAACGAAGAGACAAAAUAUUAUCACGGAGAUAAAGUUGCUUGAAGAAAGAAACAAGUUAAUUGAGAAGGAGCUGGAGAGUCAGAUUAAUCUUGAACAGACUCAACAAAUUCUGGAUACGGCAAGAGAGAACCGAGGUCAAGUUAGUUUAUUACAACGAGCAAUUACAGGAAAGAUUGAAAAACGCAUAUUGGAUGAAACACAAGUAUCUUGCAAACAACCUAAAAGGAAGAUCAAAGUUAUUAAUGGGAGUGAAACUGCACAUUAUUCUGAAUCUAAUGAUGUAGAAAAUGAUGAAGAGAUCAGAGAUCUUACGGAGGCCAAAACAACCAUAAGAAAUGAAGGAAACAUAGAUAACGAUACAUCAUUGAGUUCCAAAUCAACCCUCUCCACGUAUAAAGAAGAGGAAACCGAUGGGGAUGAGAUUCAAUUUAAUGAUUCAGACGAUGAUUUCCGAGCCAGAACUCAGGAAUGCUUUAACAAGCGUCCUUUAUCUUCUGAAGAUGAAUUGGAUUCAAACAAGACCAAAACAGAUUCUACGUUUAACGUAUCAUUCGACGAAUACACUACUGUACCAUCUGGUAAUGAUCCCAAAACGCUAUUACCGCCUAAGCAGGGUACUCUUAAACGUCCACUCGAUAUUUAUGAAAUGGACUUGGAUUGGGCACCGUGGAAGUUCGAUGCCAUAAUUAACGAUAUUGACAUAGAACAAAUCCUUCUGGAUUUAUAUAAAAAAUGUCAAAAAAAGAGACCGAAAACGAAAACGUCACUCGAUUGUGGCAUUAUUGACCUCAACGAAGGUGUUAUUUUAGAAGCUCUAGGCGAGUCGACAAAGAUGUACUUCGAAGAAAAAAUACAGAGAUAUAAACCUAGAAAAGUCAUAUCUGAAGAUGUUGCAAAGAUCUUGAAAAAAUUUAAUGUAACAUCCUUAGAGGAUCUUGGAAAAGUACUAUCAGAAGUCAAAAUCGACUAUAAGAGUCUGGAUCGUGAUAUUGUUUAUGUGCAUCGCCUCUUUCAAAAAUUCUUUGAACUACAUGAGGGGUGGUAUAAUAGCCACAUUGUGGCGCCAAUUUUCGACGAUUGUCUCGAAUCGGUUGAUGAAUGGAUUCUCCGACGUCGACAAUUUGAAUUCAUCUACAUAGAAACAGCCACCACGUCCAUACUCUCAAAAACGGAGGGUGAUUUGUCAAAACUACAUCAGGCCAUAAUUCUCAUGUUUAAACUAAUGGUGUCCACUCUACCAGAAAAACUUUUAGAAGAGAUAUCAUCGAUGCCUGUUCUCUGUGUUCAAUUUAAUGGAGCAAGUAUUGAGAUAUAUCUAGCUAAUUGGCCAAUAAAUAUGCGGCCAAUCGUUUUUUCAAUCAUGGAAUUCGAUAUACCAGAAGAAGUAACAGCAUUGCCUAAACUAACGAAAGUAGCGGCAAAAAUGUUAUCAUUGCGGUCAUUUAUUCUAGAUCUAAAUAAAAAAUAUCAAGUGCUACUAAAGAAAGCGGCCAAUUAUUAUUUAGAUGAAGAUAAUGUCUGGGAUUCGCCACUAAAGUUGAAAGUUCGUUGUUAG
Molecule: messenger RNA, 1929 nt
Organism: Funneliformis mosseae
Lineage: Eukaryota; Fungi; Glomeromycota; Glomeromycetes; Glomerales; Glomeraceae
Source: the annotation of a GenBank genome assembly